AUGAAGAGUGAAAGUAUUCCCAUGGCGCAAGAAGCAGAAUCUCCAUUGAGUCCUGCUGAAAUUGAGGUUCUCCGCAGACAAUUCGUUAAAGAAGGCGAAUAUGUGACCAUUCAAACCAAAUUCAAUUAUGCUUGGAGUCUGAUUCGAUCAGCAGAUCGACAGCAAAUUGGCGAAGGAAUACAGUUAUUGACAGAAAUAUUCCAUGACUCACCAGAAAGACGUCGAGAGUGCCUGUACUAUCUUGCCAUCGGUCAUUACAAGAUUGGAAACUACUCUGAAGCACGCAAAUUCAAUCUAGAGCUGCUCAAGCAUGAGCCAAGAAACGAGCAAGCGCGUGAUUUGGAUAGGCGAAUUGAUGAAAAGGUGUCCAAAGAGGGAGCAAUUGGUCUGGCGAUAGUGGGCGGCGUUGUCACUGUGGGUGCGGCCCUGUUGGCAGCGAUUGUGAAACGAUCAAGACAUUAA
Messenger RNA from Zychaea mexicana, 462 nucleotides. Its product is annotated as mitochondrial fission 1 protein. The record is from RefSeq and is a predicted model, not a curated record. Gene Ontology annotation, biological process: peroxisome fission; autophagy of mitochondrion; mitochondrial fission. The transcript has 4 exons. NCBI's taxonomy places the organism in Eukaryota, Fungi, Mucoromycota, Mucoromycetes, Mucorales, Lichtheimiaceae. Gene Ontology annotation, cellular component: peroxisomal membrane; mitochondrial outer membrane. Gene Ontology annotation, molecular function: protein binding. Bases 1 to 462 code for a protein of 153 amino acids.